GUAUGUGCUUCCUGCUACGUUGGUGGGUUUGUGUCGCGCGCACAUACACUGUGUACUAUAGUAAUAGCCGACGGUCGGUUUUCCUGCUUGCUUGCUUGCUUGCUUUUGGAUGAUGAUGUUGAUGAUGAUUAUAACAUUUUAGUCUUUUUAAUGCUUUUCGAAAUACAAAUCUGUUUUUCAAAGUGUGUUUGAUGUUUCCUUUAUUGGGUUUUUCGCAAGUUGCAUUCAGGAAAUAUAUCCGUACGUGGGUGCACACCGGGCUGCUAAAAUAUAUAAAUAAUUAAAUACUGUGGAAAAAAAAACAAUUUUUGGCAGUGCAUGUGUAGUAAAAAAGAAUUUAAAAAUAAAUACUAUCCAAAAGGUGAAAAGGAAUAUAUCAAGAGAGGGUAAAUUACAGUGAAAAAAUAGCAAAGAAAUAAAGAAAAAAAGUAUAAUAACCAGGAAAGCGCUAACAAAAAAAAAACGAAUCCUAGAAAAAGUGUAAUCUGUGUGUCACAACCGGGCUCAUUCAACGCUUGGCUGCUUCUACUUGCUCCAAAGGCUUAACAGCGCACACAAGUGGUGCCUUUUUUGUAUACCAAAUUUCACUGCCGUUAGCCACCGACCGACAUACGACGACGACUGCGACGACGAGAACGACUGGUUGCUGUUGAUCGCUCCCAAAUGAUGCGCAACAGUGUCAUUGCCACUGCCAUUACGCUCUACGCUGCCAACGACGGUGUUGCUGCCACUGCCUCGUCCUCUACAGCCGAUACUCCUACAGCUACAGCUACAAGCACUGCCAACAACAUCAACAAGAGGAAGAGAACGAGCGCCAACAGACAGAGCAACAGCUACAACAACCGUUAGUUUAUGCCCUGAGUUAGCCUGCGGGACGCAAUCGCGGUAUACGCCGAGUCUGGCGGUUUUUCUACAACUCCCACGGCAACAAUAAAAAGCGAAACGAGCGACAACGUCGAAGCGGCUCAGCGGCACAGUGGCUCAUAGCGCAACAAUUCCCGGCAGCAUAUAAAAAGUUAUUAUCAUUUUAAUUUCUUCCUUCGUAUCUCGCGCAACGAGCUUGUGGGUUUAUUUUAUUUAUUUUUUCGUUGUGCUUUGCUGCUGUGUGGCUUUGUGUGUCGUGUGCGUUGGUGUUGGACUCGUCGUGUCAUACAGAUACAAUGAAAUACAAUUGUUCAUGUGAUUGCAAUUGCAGCGACCGCGCUUCGUGCAGCACCAACAUCACCGACCGCCGUCCGAGCGACAAUAUAAUGGCCAAUGGCGAUUGUUAUCGCCGAUUGUCGAACUCAUCGUCCGUAUUGUACGGCAGUUGUCCACAACUAACACAGCAUUGCGAUUCACUGCAGCAGCAAACACAUUGUCCACACAUCAAAUCAAACGCCGCCGAGCAAGACGCAGAAUCAGAGUCAGAGCUAGAGCAACAAGCGAAAAACCAGCUAACACAUCGUCAGUAUUCGAGUUUAGUGCGCACCGGUCGCCGUCAUCAAACACAUAGUCCCGUCUUGUGUCAGCGUUGUGCCGUGUGACGAAGGAAUAAUCAAGUCUGUACACAUCCCGAACGGUCUACAGUCACUUGUGCGCUAACAUUUACAGCCGGGCGCACAGCGAAGAGCUGCAGUAAAGCCACAAAAGAAGUGACACAGGCAACAGCGAGUGCAGUGACGACAAAUUGUGCGCCCGCCAACGCGCCGACAAAGUCGUCUUUAGCGUUUGUUUCCUUUAAGCCAUCCGCUAUUGCGGCUAGAGCGCGUCGGGCACAACAAUUGCAACAGGAAUUCGUAUCGUCCGUUGCCACACCAGCUGUGACCGCAUCACGCUACUUGUGUCAACAUUGCAGAUUCAACAAUCAGCCGAUUACGUGGUGGGUCUCUUGUCCGCGACUCUCCAAUUUAGGUUCCACGCUAAGUUUGCAACAGAGCGCUGGUGAGCAACAACAGACAAAUAUACAAACUCAACAAACCCAAGCAGCGCAACUGAUACGCGGCGUAGUCGCCAGCAACUACGAUUAUCGAGAGCAACAACAGAAACAACAACAACAGCAACAGCGUCCUCUACCCUUGCCACCAACGAGCGUUAGUGGUGGUGGUGGUGGUGUUGGUGUUGGUGUUGGUGCCGAGGACCAGCCAACGACGCCAAGUGACAGCAACAGUAGUAGCAACAUCAUGGCCACCACAGCCGCAGCAGCCACAAAGAAAACCGUCACGCGCCAGCAACUCUAUGGUUCAAAUCGUUGCCUGCGGCAAUCAAGUGUUCAUUAUCCACUCGAUCAUAGUGCACUGCAGACCUCGCAUAUCGCUGGCGUUGGCGGUGUCAGUGGUGGCGGCGGGGGCGGCACAUUAAAACGUCAGCCAUGCACGCUCUCACAUUCGCGUUCUAUUACUGCGCUACAAAAUAUGGAUCUCUAUGGUAGUUAUGCUACGCUACCCUCAACAGCGGCUGCCGCACCGUUGGACACACCGCAACGUGGAUACUGUGCGCGUCAUUUGGCAGCUGCUCCAGGCAGUGGCGGUGGUGCACCUGGUAUGGGUGUGGGUGGUGGCCUCGGUGUGUCUGGCAGUCAUACUUGGCAUCCCAGUCAAUAUGCGGCCGCCGCCACGCCUUGCUGUCAUCUCUACAAUGCCAAUCAGGCUGCGGCUGCAGCAGCGGCGACUUCUUGCAUGUACGGUGGUAUUGGACACACCUGCCAGCAGCAAGUCGCGGCACCACAACCGCAUCCACAACAACAGCAAACGCAAACCCAACAUCAGCACCAGCAUUCGCAGCAACAAUAUCCACGCGCCGCUCUACUGCAUGACAGUCAUAAGCCUCUGGUACCUAAUGGCUAUUAUUUUGGCUAUGAGCAUGCCACACAUCUGACGGACGAGGAGGACUCGGCGUUUCCUGGCUUCCAUGACCGUGAAUUUCAUAUGCUGCAUCGAAAUAUACCGGCAUUGAGAAGGACGGGUGUGGAUACGGCGGGUAUUAGACAGUACUUCUAUCCGGACGGUGGCUGGGGUUGGAUCAUCUGUGGCAUAGCCUUUUUAAUCCACAUACUCACCACAGGCUUGCAGCUGUCAAACGGUUUGCUACUCUUUUAUGCCAUAGACCAUCUGAGAGAUUCCAAUGGCAUUGAAUGGGUUGGUGCUCUAAACUGGUCAAUUUCUAUGUUACUAUCACCAUUUGUGAUCACAUUUUGUCGAAAAAAAUCGACACGACUGAUGGCAGUAGUCGGUGGUUUGGUGCUUCCACUGGGCGUACUCUUCACCUCCUUCGCAACGGAGUUGGGACAAAUAGUUUUUAGUUAUGGUAUUGUUUUUGGUAUUGCUGUGGCUAUGGUUCGCGAAUCGUCCACAAUAAUGUUAGGUAAUUAUUUUAAGCGUCGUCGGCAAUUCGUCGAAAUGAUCGCCAUGUCAGGCGAAGGUGUGGGCAUAUCGAUUUUCUCUGUGAUACUCCGGGAGGGUGUUGGUAACGCUGGCUGGCGUGUGGGCCUCCAAAUUGUUGCUGGACUAGUAGCUGUUAGUUUCUUUAUGGGUUUGUUGUAUAGACCCGCAUCACUAUAUCAUCCACAACGGCGCGCCAUACAACAUUUGAAGAAUCAGAGGAAAAAGAUGCGUGAAAACAAAUCGAAAUCUGCGGUCACAACCGAACAGAAAGCGGUCCGUUAUUUAUUCAUCGACAUAUCACCUUUUAAAUCAACCAAUGUGAAAAUUUUGAUGGUAUCAGCUGCUGUGGCGGCGUUGGGGAUUUACACGCCCAUGAUCUCAAUGACUUUGACUGUCGCCAAGGAGGGCCCCGAUAUUGAGGAUUUAGUUUUACUACAAACUUUUUUAGGCGUCUCCAGUACAAUAGGCGUAUUCAUAGCUGGCACAAUAUUACGUAACACUUUUAGUAUAGGCAACUUCUUAAUAACCUCACAAAUCGUGUCUCAGGUAUUUAUUGCGUUGAUUGCAAUUUCCAUAUUGAGCCUGUCCUUCGUCGUAAGUUUUCGUUGGUUUUGUAUACUUGGCUGGAUGUAUGGCAUAGGUUUUGGAGGAUUUCGAUAUGCCUUCAAAAUACUUGCGCUGGAUCGCGUCAAGGUGAAGCAAUUCUCAAAGGCAUGGGGCUUGCUAAAGGGUGCUGAAUCCAUACCGGUGCUAAUUAGUAUACCGCUCACCAGCUUUCUCAAUGACUACUCAUUGAACUAUGGACGAGCUGGCUAUUUUAUUUGUUCCGCCGCUGCUGCUAUUGGCGGUAUAAUCAUAUUCUUCAUGGCGUAUUCCACGGUGGAACAUGAGUCCGGCCCGGGUCAUGGUAAUAACAAGAAACAUGGCAAUGGCACUAUACCUACACUGCGUCCCUUCCCGCAAUAUUGCAAGUUACAUGGAUUUCAUGAACCAGUGGUAGACUUCAACGUUUACAAUGGCUGUGAUUAUCCGGCGCCCGAUUUGCUGAUGAGCCGUAGUUGUGUUAGCCUCAAUCAGGUGGACUUUGAGAAUCUCUGUCGCAGCAAUGCUUAUUGUGAUCGUUGGCGUGUGCCGAGCGUGCAUAAGUUGCAACACUGUGCCGUGCAUGGCGGUGGUGGAACUGCUGCAUCGGCGGCACGUGGUCGAGGUCAUAUGAGUGAAAUGAAUCGACCGCAUAGUCCUCAUUAUGAUAUCGAGCAAGGGUAUGGCAGCAUGCGGCGUGGCAUGGGUAAGCGGCUGCAAAAGAGUUUGUCAUUCAUACAAAACCCAUAUUGUUGCAAUGGACAGUGGUACUGUAAUUGCCAUGACAGUUAUCAAUGGGCGCAAACGUCUCCGAGAUCACACAUGCAUCAACCGCUUCUCUGCACCUGCAAUCAAGGUUCCACCAAUUAUUUGCAAAACUCACGCAGUCGUAGUGUUCCUGAAGGUCUCUCCACCAUUGGCAAUCAUCUGUGCCGCUGUAAGAAUCAAACAACAACCACAACAGCAGCACCGACAGCAGCGACAUCACGUUUUGGCUCCUCCACGGCUUUAUCACGUGAAGUUAUCUAUUUGCCGCGUCAUGAUCAUGACUAUAACUUCUCAUGUCGGCAUCAUCAAAGAGGUGUUGGCGCAGCGGCAACAACAGCAACAGCGGCAGCAGUGGCUGCUAUACAACAUGGUGCCGCUACAACACCGCGCACACGUCACAGACGUACACAAUCACUCUCCAAACCACUACAAUAUGUUGAACAGAUAACGACUUCGGUGUAGAUGAAAAAAAGAAAACAACAACAACAACAACAACAAAACCGUUAGAUAGACAAAGAAUAAAAUUCAAUAAAUUGGCGAUAUAAGUUCAAGGAAAAGUAAAUAGUAGUGAAUUAAUUAGUAUGCAGCGGCUUGGAUAUGGUGAAAAAAAUUGACCUGGAAAUUCUUAAAUUAAGACUUUUUUGCUUAGAAACAUUUAUUAUAUGUAAGCUGAGUGAUAUUUCUCGGUUCGAGGUUUAUAACUGAGGAAAAAAUGUAUCUCUAUUGGUUCUAUGAAUAACUGAUAGUUCUCACUGGUAUCAAGUCUUUGCCCUUAAAGUGCUUAAAAUUGUAGUGCAAAAGACCGGCAUACUUUCUCUACGAGGAAAUUAUUCACGGUUCUGUUUCCAUUUCUAAGCUCGUCGAGAUAUUGGCGACAAAGAUAGAAAUGAGAUUUUCUUCGGCUCACUGAGCAGAAGACUUCUAAAUAAAUUUUUCCGGCUUGCUAGCUUACAUAAGCUCAAUUAUUGCAUUAACUUCUGUUCAAAACAUAUACAUAUGUAUACACAUAAUUGGUUCUUCUCCCCCACUUUGUGAUGCGCUUCUUAGUGUUUUUCCAACAAAUGGCGCGGUUUACGAACGGCCGAUGAACUUUUAUAAAGAACUUUAAUUUCAAUAUUAGAAAUACACUCGAAGCACUUGACAGUCCGUGCCGGGGAGUAAUCGCAAUUAUUCUAUUAUUUUAGAUGUUGGUCGAGCCAGGACUCAAACCUUAGCCUUCCGAAUGUCAGUGCGCAAUACCAACCACUCGGCUAGUGCGGCCGCCAAAAAUUUAUUAUUUUUUCCCCACUAUUUUCUGAAGCCACUAGAAUUGUCGACAAAUAAAAAAUUCUAUAAUAAAAAUUAAAAAAAAAAAAAUUAUUACGGUAUGUGCGAUUAAUCAAUUAAACAAAUAAAUUGCUUAAUUCAAAUCGAAUUUUUUAGUUAGGUAAUAACUAAUCAUAUUUCGUUAAGAGAAAUGUAAUUAUUCAAAAAACCUAUUCAGAAAUUAAUCAAUUUAAAUCAACCGAUUUUAACUAAUUUUAAAAGUCAUGAAUUUCUGUAUUACCUUAAAUGUGAU
This is a messenger RNA of Ceratitis capitata (Mediterranean fruit fly), 6270 nucleotides long. RefSeq lists its product as uncharacterized. Gene Ontology annotation, biological process: transmembrane transport. Gene Ontology annotation, molecular function: monocarboxylic acid transmembrane transporter activity. The transcript has 12 exons. The record is from RefSeq and is a predicted model, not a curated record. The coding region runs from base 2163 to 5174 and encodes 1003 amino acids. NCBI's taxonomy places the organism in Eukaryota, Metazoa, Arthropoda, Insecta, Diptera, Tephritidae.